This is a messenger RNA of Haemonchus placei, 1292 nucleotides long. The record is from the annotation of a GenBank genome assembly. Lineage: Eukaryota; Metazoa; Nematoda; Chromadorea; Rhabditida; Trichostrongylidae.
AAACAAGUUUUUGCUGUGAUCAGGCUUCCUCAUAUUUAUAUCAAACUUGGGAUUACUUUCUGACGGGUAGUGUAGCAGAAUUCUGGCUCAUCAUGGUUGUCGUUCAUCCCACACUUGAUACUCCUGUAGCAAAACAAACUGGAAAAAGGAAAUUCCCCAGCAAUGCCUUCUUCACCAAGUAUUUUCUGGCUGGACAACAAAUGGCUGACCCCACUGAUCAAGAAGUACCUCCUGGGGCUGACUUUCUGGAAAGAUUUCUCAUCACUAAGCGGAAGUAUAUAGCUUUUCUUCUGCCACUGAUAGUUAUGCACCUCCUCUGGUGGUUCACGGCAUAUCGCUAUGACUGGUUUCCAUUGUUCCGUACGAGAUGGCAAAUGCCGGUGAUUAUGCUUUUAGGGUCCACGGUUGCCGGUAUGACGGCUGAGGGUGGAGGGGCCAUCGCAUUUCCAUUUAUGACUCUAUGUCUUCAAAUCGAUCCAGUAUCAGCUAGGGAUUUCUCUCUAAUGAUCCAAUCCUUCGGCAAGUUCCAGACCUUCGGAUUGCAUACAGGGAUGGGAUGUGCCCUAUUCGCUGUUCUGUACAUGAGGAUCCAAAUAGAAGAGAAAUCACUGCUGUUUGGAUGUCUAGGCUCCAUUCCUGGAAUGAUUCUCGGCCUUGCCUAUGUCGACGAUCUGCUCGGGGCCUCUGAGAAAAAGAUGCUGUUCGUUUCAAUUUGGUGCUCAUUCGCUAUAGCGCUCUAUUUGCUAAACUCAGAAAAGAAAAGAAUAACCUACUCAAAAAUCCCCGAUUUUAAGCUGUGGAAAGCUCUGGUACUCAUCGCAACUGGAUUCGUUGGAGGGAUCUUCACAUCAUUCGCUGGAUCUGGAGUGGAUAUAUGUAUUUUCUCUAUAAACACUUUGUUAUUCCGCGUUUCCGAGAAGACAGCCACCCCUACGACAGUUGUGAUGAUGGGAUUGAAUUCGAUGAUAGGGCUGUAUUGUCGCGCAGUGUGGUAUGCCAAUGUAUCCGAGCUCACAUAUGAAUAUCUGAAAGUGACCAUACCAGUUGCUGUGACCAUGGCACCUGUUGGAAGUUUCCUCGGCUCACACUUCCAUAGACAGGUACUGGCCUGUUUCGUGUAUGUUUUGGAAGCUCUGUCUCUCUUGGGAUUCUUGAUCACGGGUCCACCUAUUUUCCUAGUUGUUCUCGGUGCUGGAAUUAUCGUAGUCGCAUUCUUUUUCUUCUAUGUGAUCAGCAAAUUUGGAGAAAUGAUCAUGCCUGAUGGAAGGGCGAGAGCAGAUAGUACUGCAUGA